Messenger RNA from Acipenser ruthenus (sterlet), 2639 nucleotides. Its product is annotated as zinc finger protein 883-like. Gene Ontology annotation, molecular function: RNA polymerase II cis-regulatory region sequence-specific DNA binding; DNA-binding transcription factor activity. Lineage: Eukaryota; Metazoa; Chordata; Actinopteri; Acipenseriformes; Acipenseridae. The record is from RefSeq and is a predicted model, not a curated record. The transcript has 3 exons. The coding region runs from base 110 to 2035 and encodes 641 amino acids. Gene Ontology annotation, biological process: regulation of transcription by RNA polymerase II.
UGAUUUCACUGAAAGUGACGUCACAGUGCUGCGACGGUCUCUUUGUGGAAGAUAUCAGUGUAACAGAGGCACGUUUAGAGAAGGUGUGGAAGAGAAAUCCUCUUGUAAAAUGAAAUCAGUGACUUAUAAAAAAGUGAGAAGGCAGACCUCAGUUCAAAGUAAUGCGCAAUGCCUUCGGCGCAGCUCCAGACACAGUAAAGAGGAGCUCCCUGAACCGGAGCCUGCCCAUGUUAAACAGGAGCUCUCUGAACUGAGAUCGCUGCCAGUCCGGGAGCAGGAGGACGCUGACUAUGCAGAGGAUGUGUCUCAACUGGGAAUUGUCCAUAUUAAACCAGAGGUCUCUAAAGAAACCAGUACUAACACACCUAAAGAGAAAACAGCCCCCUCCUCCUCCAGCACCAGUGGAACAUCGGAUCGUAAUCAGAAGCACACAUGCUGGCACUGUGAGGUCUCUUUUACUGGGAAGCGGCACUUUCAGAACCAUCUCAAGACGGCGCACCCAGAAGAGGAGCUAGGAAGCGGGCAAGUUAACAGCAGCACACAUUUACAGCAGUGUAGACCAGGAGCUCCUGCAAGAGAGAACAGUCUGAGUGAAUCCCAGAAAUCACAAAACCGCUGUACCGACUGUGGGAAGAAUUUCAAAAACCUCACAGCCCUUAUAAACCACAACAGGAUUCACACCGGAGGCAACCCCUUUGUGUGCACUGCUUGUGGGAAGAGCUUCACCCAGUCCUCACACUUGAAAAGUCACCUGGUACUUCAUACUGGAGAGAGACCGUAUCACUGCUCUGAAUGUGGGAAGAGCUUCAGGUACUCCAAAUCUUUUACCCUGCACAAGCGCACACACACAGGAGAGACUCCGUAUCACUGUACUGUCUGUGGGAAGAGUUUCAGUCAGUCAGUGCACCUGAAAAGACACCAGCAAGUUCACACAGGCGAGAGACCAUAUCCCUGUACUGAUUGUGGGAAGAGCUUUGGGCUCCUUAAAAAUCUAAUAGUACACCAGAGAAUCCACACCAACGAGACCCCCUACCACUGCGAUGUUUGUGAGAAAAAGUUUAAAACUUUAGGAAACCUGAAGUCCCACCAGCGCACUCACUCCACAGAGACGCCUUAUAAGUGUUCAGAAUGUGGGAAAAGCUUCAAAUUCUCCCAGAGUUUUAAAAAACACCAGAAGAGUCACACGGGACCCUAUGACUGUACUGACUGUGAGCAAAGCUGUGAAGAUUUAGGAGCUUUGGAUGCACACCAGAAAAUUCACAGAAGAGAGACCACCCAUAAGUGCACUAUUUGUGGGAAGACUUUCAGAGAGUCUGGGGACCUGAAGAGACAUGAACAAAUUCACAUCACAAACGAGCGCUAUAAGUGUACUUCCUGCUUGAAGACUUUCAGUGAGGUCGGACAGCUUCAUACCCACCAGCAGAUUCAUGCAGGAGACAAUCCUCAUCAGUGCUGUGACUGUGGGAAGAGCUUUGCUGCGUCGGGAGCUCUUAUAAAACACCAGAGAGUUCACACAGGAGAAGCUCUGUUCCUCUGUGCUGACUGUGGGAAGGGUUUCCGUGACUCCACUGCACUCUCCACACACCAGCGCACUCACACAGGAGAGACCCCCUAUCUGUGCACGGUGUGUGGGAAGAGCUUCAAGUAUGUAAGAAGCCUGGACAUCCACCAGCGCACCCACACCCGGGAGACCCCGUAUCACUGCACUGUGUGCGGGAAGCGCUUCAGCCAGGGGCAGAACCUCAAGAGACACCAGCGGGUUCACACAGGAGAGGCCCCGUAUCGCUGUGCUGUCUGCGGGAAGAGCUUCAAGGAGCCUCGGACUCUAGCUGCGCAUCGCCAGAUCCACACAGGAGAGAAUCUUUAUCCAUGUGCCGAUUGUGGGAAGAGUUUCAGACAAGCCAAGAUCUUAAAAGUACACAAGAGAAUUCACACUGGAGAGAAGCCCUUUCCCUGUACUGUAUGUGACAAGAGAUUCAGACAUUCUGGAUCCCUUAAAAAGCAUCAUAAAAGUCAUGAAAGGAAGAGCAAAUAGCUGAGCUUGGGCAAUAUACAGCAACACUACAGAUGUGUGAGGAAUCGGGUUCUGUUUGCACUGAAGACUGAUGACCCUCACUUCAGAAACAUUCAUACAUUCGUCUGUCCUGUUUAUAAUACACUAUCCACAGAGGAAUCAAUAUUGUGGUAGAACUGGAACAUUGACUUUUAGUUCUUAUUUUAACACUGUUAGGGGGGGGUGUGGGGGGUGAUUUAUACAAGUAUAGUGCUGUGUUGUGUUGUGACUGUUUUAUGAUCUUCUUGUAUCAUGUUUUGCCCUUUUGUCUUUCUCCUCCAUUUAAAAUGCCCUCUGUGAAUGGCAGCCUGGGAUCCGUUCCAUGCUCUUUGGCUUGGUCUGUCCCAGAACUCCUGUGCAGGGAUUAGUGGCUUUGCCCUGCAGAGCUGCAGUGUCCUGUUUGGACAGCAGGGACACAGGAGUGGACGUGUGUUCAUGCCAGUCCUCAGAACAAGAAGACUGCAGCUGUUCUAAAGUGUUCAGUUUGGGGGCGCUCUGGAGUUUCUAUGGAAGAGUCAACACCUGCUACAGCAUCUCAUCUUAUAAAACUCAUCUGUUACGGAUUUUGUUAAGAAAAAAAUUAAUG